GCUUGAUCUCAGACGUGCCCGCUGUCGCAAAGCAAGACAGCCCAGCCAGCCCUCCAGCAGCUUGAUAUCCGAGGCUGAAACGUUUGCUCCUCUGAGCUGUCGAGCUCCUCUACCCUCGCAUACAUGAGCAACAUGCCCUCCUCCAACGGCAACGCCAGGCGAUCUGGAGACCGACCGGCGAGACCGCGGGCCUUUGAAUCGGAUGAGAUCGAGCACCACCACGGCCCAAGGGAUCAGGCCAUCGACGAGAUCUCGGAUCGGAGCACCCAAAAAACAGUCGCCGAUCCCAAGAAGGCGCCGCUCGUUAUCCCCCUGAUUGCUGAAAACCAAUGGAGGGACAAACCCGAGGCCAACGACACCGACGGCAAGUCCGAGACCGUAUCGCUGACCAAGACCUGGGGACUGAUUCUCCCAAAGAAACGCAAGGCCGCACCGGACCUGCCGAGUGCCGAGCAUGAUGCGGCCCCGACCGAUGCCGACACAUCCCCGCCAAGCGACGGUGCGGAUGGACCUGUCUCGGAAUCAGCUGCUCCUCGGACAGAGGAGCAGGAAGCCAUCGACACCCUGAUCGCAGCCGCCACUGGCCAGGGUCAGCCCGUUCAGGCCGUCCCGAUCAUAAUGCAGAACCGAGUGCCUGGCAUCGACCACCUCGCCGACGAAGUGCAAAAGUACCGCCACGACGUCUCGCUACGCCCGGACGACACAAGUCUGGAUGAUUACGACGAUGUCCCUGUCGAGGCCUUUGGCGAUGCCAUGCUGCGGGGCAUGGGCUGGAAGGAAGGCAAGGCGGUGGGAAGGAACCCAAUUGGAGUCAUCUUUGAACCCAUCGUGCAUACGGCCCGGCCGCAACUGCUUGGACUGGGAGCUACGCCGGCGCCUGUGACUGAGAAGAAAGCCAGGCUGGGAGACGUGAGUCUGUCGGGGUCCAAGGACGGCAAGACAGACGGUGCACAGAAGGACAAGUCGUCCGACUACCGAUCCAAAUCUACUCGGUUCCGCAAGGGCGAUCGUGUCGACGUGACUUAUGGAAGGUACAAGGGCUACGGCGGCGAAAUUGUCGAGCUGCGAGACCGAGACGUGAUCAUGGUUCGGAUCCGGCGGAAGGGCAAAUCAGACGUGGUCAAGGUUUACGAAGACGAGCUGGACCUGGCCGAGGAGUCGGACUCGCACGAUGACGACAGAGGCCAUGGAGGCAAGCCAAAGAAGACUUGGAUGCGACCGUAUCUGCGCCUGCGAGUGGUGAGUCGCUCGUUCAAACGCGGGCGAUACGACGACAUGAAGUGCACCGUCCAAGACGUCCUGCCGUCCGGCGAAGCCAUCGUCAGAUUUGAUAACGGAGAAGUGGUUGAAGGCGUUCGAGAAUCGCAUGUCGAGACGUACAUACCAGGCACGGGGAAACCGGUGAUGGUUGUGGUCCACAGCAAUCCGGAAUACGUGGGCCAGACGGGCAAGAUCCUGGAGAAGGACCGCGACAACGAGCGGGCUGUGGUCCAGCUGGAUCAGGAUUUCGAGGUCGUGACCGUCGAGUACGAUCACAUCACCGAAAUCACCUCCGACCACGCACAUUGAUCUCGGGAGAUUUUGCCGGGGGUCCGAUGUCUCUGACAUGUGGCGGGCGUGGACCUGGGUGGGGCCCACGGGCGCAUUGCCACAUGUCCAGAACAUGACUCUGCCUGAUGAAUAAAAUGCUCAGCCGGUGUCGCGCUGAUCGAAUUUGAAAA
This is a messenger RNA of Polychytrium aggregatum, 1721 nucleotides long. RefSeq names its product DExH-box splicing factor binding site-domain-containing protein. Gene Ontology annotation, molecular function: nucleic acid binding. The transcript has 9 exons. Gene Ontology annotation, biological process: mRNA splicing, via spliceosome. Gene Ontology annotation, cellular component: spliceosomal complex. NCBI's taxonomy places the organism in Eukaryota, Fungi, Chytridiomycota, Chytridiomycetes, Polychytriales. The record is from RefSeq and is a predicted model, not a curated record. Bases 124 to 1569 code for a protein of 481 amino acids.